GCCUCUAAUCAUUAAAUUGACCGUGAUCAAGAAUAGAUAUACAUAUAUGUUCGUACGUUUUCCUUUGCAGUGCGCUGAGGAGUCGUAGCACUGACACCUGUCCGCGCAACACCUGGCAGACGGGGCGGGUGGUGUGCGCAUGCGCAUGCGCCGUCGUCAGGUCGCGCGUCUCUUAAACCGCUCGGCUCGGCACCUCCCCGUCAGUGGAGAUCCGGUCUUUGCGGUGUUUGCAGCGGGCAGCGCAGUCCACCGUCGAGGUCUCCGCUCCGCACGCAGCUGGACGGAUUGUCCGCGCCUGGCGCGCGCUCCCAUCCGAGAUGCCGCGCUCCUUCAUGGUGAAGAGCAAGAAGGCGCACAGUUACCACCAACCGCGGAGUUUGGAGGAUGACUACAGCAGGCUGGACACAAUACUGUCGCACAUUUGCUCAGACUCCGACAGGCUCCAAGAGGACUCCGACGUGUCGGUGGACAGGUACGGCCUCUCUCCGGACUCCCACUCGGCCGACGCGGCGGAUUUCUCCCCGAAGUCGCCGCUGAGCCUCGCGGACAGUGUGUGCGGUCGCUCCCCGGUCUACGAGGACUUCUGGAGGCCUCCGUCCCCCUCCGCGUCCCCCGUGGAUUCUGAGAAAUCCCUCUCGCCUCUGGUGGAUGAGACGCGGCCCUUCGCCAUUCCCUUCCGGCCGUAUGCCUGGAGCAGCUACACGCCGCCGGGGCUGAGGCCCCUGGUGCAGCAGAGCCUCCACACGGGGAUGGAGGCGGAAAGGGCCCCGGCGGCGUUGGCCUUCUACGGGGACAGGAGCGCGCACUCGGCCCUGUACGCAGAGCGGACCAUGGGCGAGGAGACGUACGGUGACUACAGGAGGCACAACGCGGCCCUGCUGUUCCCCGACGGAGGCCUGCACGAAAAAGCGCGCAGCGCGAAGGCGCAGUCCGACCUGCUGUGCUCCAGUCUGACCCUCAAUGGCGCUUACAAGUGUAUCAAGUGCAGCAAGGUGUUUUCCACUCCACACGGGUUGGAGGUUCACGUGCGCAGAUCGCACAGUGGCACCAGGCCGUUUGCGUGCGAAAUCUGCGGCAAAACGUUCGGACACGGAGUCAGUCUGGAACAACACAAAGCUGUGCACUCUCAGGAGAGAAGUUUCGACUGCAAGAUUUGCGGCAAAAGUUUUAAGAGGUCGUCCACCCUGUCGACGCACCUGCUCAUCCACUCGGACACCAGGCCGUACCCCUGCCAGUACUGCGGCAAGAGGUUCCAUCAGAAGUCCGACAUGAAGAAACACACGUUCAUCCACACAGGUGAGAAGCCACACAAAUGCCAGGUGUGCGGGAAAGCGUUCAGCCAGAGCUCCAACCUCAUCACGCACAGCAGGAAACACACCGGCUACAAACCGUUCUGCUGCGACCUGUGCGGCAAAGGCUUCCAGAGAAAAGUGGACCUGAGGAGACACAAAGAGACGCAGCACGGGCUGAAGUGAAGCCACCCCAUGCGCACAUGACGUCAUGUAAUCUGACUUUUGUAUUGGACUGGUUAUUCUUGAAAGGAGUGAGGACGUCUGACGGAGACAUUUUUUUAUUCCAAUCGCCCCGUUUGAGGAUAAUCCCAAAGACUCACUUUGGUCCGCUUCGGAAAAGUCUUAAUGUAAAGAACUGCGAUGGGAAUGUACAUAUAUAUAUAUAUAGCUCUCUCUCUCUAUAUAUAUAUACAAUUGUCUCCUCCGAUAGGCAGAUCAAUUAUUUAUUUUAAUAAAGAAAACUCACGAAUAAGAGUUGUUCUGACGGAGACACUAAUUAUUCUACCAUCCUGCUGAUUGUUAUAAAGGUCCAUAAAACCAGGGAUAAGCUGUGAAUUGUGCUGAAGCGUAAUUAAAUAUAUCAUGAAAGAAUCAGCCAUUGGGCAAUAAACCCCAAAUAGUGAAAUGAAAGAACCGGAUCGACGAGUUGAAGCCAACAGAGAUGGAAAUCUGGGUUUCUUCAAAUGAUCGACGUCUUUUGGUUUUAGUGUGGAGACAUGAUGGCAAAACAGACUGUGUGAUUUAAUAAACAGGAGGGUUACUGCCUUACUCACGAAAUUUUCCAUUUUGCACAUUUUAUUGACGUGAUGAAUAAAUAGUUUCCCCAGGAAAGAAAAUCAGAA
Messenger RNA from Gasterosteus aculeatus aculeatus (three-spined stickleback), 2134 nucleotides. RefSeq names its product growth factor independent 1A transcription repressor b (gene gfi1ab). Gene Ontology annotation, molecular function: DNA-binding transcription factor activity, RNA polymerase II-specific; RNA polymerase II cis-regulatory region sequence-specific DNA binding. NCBI's taxonomy places the organism in Eukaryota, Metazoa, Chordata, Actinopteri, Perciformes, Gasterosteidae. The record is from RefSeq and is a predicted model, not a curated record. Gene Ontology annotation, biological process: regulation of transcription by RNA polymerase II.